This is a messenger RNA of Leucoraja erinaceus (little skate), 3755 nucleotides long. It is a transcript of the gene alkbh8, whose product is annotated as alkB homolog 8, tRNA methyltransferase. Gene Ontology annotation, biological process: tRNA wobble uridine modification. NCBI's taxonomy places the organism in Eukaryota, Metazoa, Chordata, Chondrichthyes, Rajiformes, Rajidae. The transcript is spliced from 12 exons. Gene Ontology annotation, molecular function: tRNA binding; S-adenosylmethionine-dependent methyltransferase activity. The record is from RefSeq and is a predicted model, not a curated record. Gene Ontology annotation, cellular component: nucleus; cytoplasm. Bases 192 to 2192 code for a protein of 666 amino acids.
GAGCAAAGAUCCAGUAACGGUAACGUUGCGGGCAGCUCAGUCCCCCAGCGGUAACGUUGCGGGCAGCUCAGUCCCCCAGCGGUAACGCUGAGGGCCGUGUGGAGCUCAGUCCGCCAGCGGUAACGUUGCGGGCAGCUCCGCGCCGUGUGGAGCUCAGUCCGCCAGCGGUAACGCGGUGCCGCCGGGCUGACAUGGCGGCCACGAGUCCCACCAGCGUGAAGUUGUCCAAAGGACAAAAAAAGAUGCUGAGAAAGCAAGUUAAAGCGCAGCACGUUCUCCGAAAGAACGACGGCAUCGCAACGGUGUCCGGGCCGACUGAACAUUUAGUCAUUGCCAAUGGUGGUUUGGGUAAUGGUGUCAGUCGACAACAACUGCUUGAAGUGUUGCAGACAUUUGGAACAGUUGAAACCCUUCUGAUGUCUCCAAAUAAACCACAUGCAUUGGUGACAUUUCGUACAAUUCAAGAAGCCAGGGAAGCACACAAAGGCCUUAAUGGACAAGAUUUAAAGACAAAUGGAAGUUCUCAGCCAAUCACUUUAUAUGUGAACUUUGUAGAGAAAGUUGUUCAUGAAGAAAUUCCUCCUUUGAGUCUGCCACCAGGCCUGCUGGUGAUUGAAGAAUUUAUUUCUCUUGAGUGUGAGGAAAGACUUUUGGCGUUUGCAGAUGGAAACACACACGUGACAAAAGAAAAUGUCCAGAAGUCUCUGAAACAUCGAAGAGUAAAGCACUAUGGAUAUGAAUUUCGUUAUGACAACAAUAACGUAGACAAGGAUAAGCCUCUACCAGGAGGUCUUCCUGAAAUAUGUGGUGACAUUUUGGAGCAAUCCAUGGAAAAAGGUUAUGUGAAAUUUAAACCUGAUCAGUUGACCAUAAACCAGUAUGAGCCUGGACAAGGAAUUCCUCCCCACAUUGAUACACAUUCACCAUUUGAAGAUGGGAUUAUCUGCCUGAGCCUUGGAGCAGAGACAGUGAUGGAUUUUAGACAUCCAGGCGGCCACAGUGUUCCAGUGAUGUUACCUCCUCGUAGUCUGUUGGUGAUGACUGGUGAAUGUAGAUACUUAUGGAGUCAUGGAAUUACCCCUAGAAAGUUUGAUGUGGUGCCAGCCUCAGAGAUGCCAAAGACUGGAAUUAUCAGUGCUGAUGCUAGUAACUUGACCUUGAAUAAGAGGGGAACAAGGACCAGUUUUACCUUUCGAAAAGUCCGAAAGAAACCCUGUGAUUGUGCUUAUCCAGAAGUCUGUGACAGUCAAAUUGAUUGUAAAUGCACAAAUCCUACUCCCUCAGUCCCAGCCAGUGAUGGGGAUGCCUCAAAGCUGGAACACAAGUAUGUACACGAUGUUUAUGAUGAGAUUGCUUGCCAUUUCAGCGAUACUAGGCAUACCCCAUGGCCGAAGGUGGUUGAAUUCCUCAAAACACUGCCAGAUGGAGCAUUGGUGGCUGAUGUUGGCUGUGGAAAUGGUAAAUACCUGGGAGUUAACAAGGACUUGUUCAUGAUUGGUUGUGAUCGCAGCAAAAAUCUUGUUGAUAUUUGCAGAGAGAAACAAUUUGAGGUCUUCAUCUGUGAUGGCUUACUCGUGCCCUUGCGCAGUGGCAUUUGUGAUGCUUGUAUUUCUAUAGCAGUUGUUCAUCACUUUUCAACAGAGGAAAGGAGGCUGUCGGCUGUCAAAGAGAUUGUGAGACUACUACGGCUGGGAGGCAAGGGACUUAUUUAUGUUUGGGCAAUGGAACAGGAACACAAGAAAGUAAAAUCUAAAUAUCUAGCAGAAAGAAAAGGAAAAUGUAUCCAACCUCAAGCAAAUUGUGUCACGGUACAAACAGGAAAUGAUUUCUCGUACAUCAAUCAAGAUGCCAAUAAAAUGGAUUUAGCUUGUUUGAAGCAACUACCAGAUGUUACCAAGGAUUCAACAGUUAAACAAAACAAUGCAAAGCUUCCUGUGCACACAAAUAGAACUAACUUUGAUUCACAAGAUUUACUUGUUCCUUGGCAUUUAAGAGGAGUUAAAAGUCACCAUAACGCUGAUGGUGUCUCAGCACUCCCACCUGAGGUCAAAGAGCAUGCUGUUUACCACCGUUUUUAUCACGUUUUCUCUGAUGGGGAAUUAGAAAACUUGUGUAGAGAUAUAUCGAAUAUUAGAAUAGUGCAGAGUUAUUAUGAUCAAGGGAAUUGGUGUGUCAUCAUUGAAAAAUGCUAAAAUGCUGUAACUUGCAUGUAACGUCAGAUUUAAUUUUGUAACUUGUCGCCCAAGGAAAUAUAAUAAUUGUAACAGAUUUUUUAAAAGUUAAACUACUUAAUAAAGAGGUAAUAUUGAUGAAGCCAGUGCUAUUCACAUCUGAAAUGCUUGUUUGCAUCAGCGCCUUCUGGAUGUCUAAUGUACAACAUGAAAACAUGAAAAAAAAACUUUACAUGAUGAGCUGAUUUCAGAAGAAACGUUUACUAUUCCAUUGUUCUCUGUAUAUCAGUCUGGAACUAAUUGGAGUAAUCUCAAAGCGUUGUUUGUUGGUCUGUGCGCGUGCCCCAUCAGCUUCGACACAUACACUUGCACUAUCCUGCACGCUAGGGACAAAUUACAAUUUUUUUUUUUAAACCAAAGCCAAUUAACCUACAAACCUCUAUCUUUUUGGAGUGUGGGAGGAAACUCCAGCACCCAGAGAAAACCCACAUGGCCAUAGGGAGAAUUUACAAACACCGUACAGACAGCACCCAUGGUCAGGAUCGGACCUGGAUUGCUGGCACUGUAAGGCAGCGACUCUACCACUGCGCCACAUUUUGUCUUAUCAGUCAUAAUGCAGUGCAGUGCAGCCAGAUAAUUGUGGUUAUUAAUUUUUUGAUGCAGGAAAUAAUGAAAUUACUGGAAGUUGAAAAUCAUGUAACAUAAGCUUUCACCUAGCAGGUGCGGCUCAGCUUCUGAAGUGUAAAAGCAUCAAUAAAACCAGUUGCUGGAUAUGUAAAACACCAGUUAGAUGGAAACAGGUUUGCAGAGAGAACCAAUGGCAGUGGUUAUUUGAAGUGGUUAAGCGUAGGGUAGUAAAUUUAGAGGAAAAUCAAAGACUAAACAUGUACAAACAUCACCCACCCAUGUCCUCCAGAGAAGCUAUCUGACCUGCUGAGUAACUCCAGCACUUUGUGUCUUGACUAAACAUUACUCUUGUGGCAAGACCAGAGAGCUCUUUCUGAGUCUUGUGGAUUCAUUAACACGUUAUCUGAAUUUGCAAGGUGUUUUUGGGUUGAAAAAGUCAGGUGAAUUCAUGAUUUGUUUUUAAUGCAGAGGCAACAGUUAAUAGUUUUGGAGAGCUCAUGAAUGAAAGGAUAGUCAAGUUAUCAAACAAAAGAUAACUCCCGAAGAUUAGUUUAUUUUCCUGCAAAUUUAAGAAGCCAGACUGUUCCUGCUAUUGGGGAGCCAUUAAUUUAAAAAGGUUGCUAGGAGGCAGAGAAUAAAGAGAUUUUGCAUAACAUUUACAUCUCAGAAAUAAAUUCAACAAGCCACAACGAGCCUCUCCCCACUUUAUCUAGCCGUAGGUGAUCGCUGUUGUUCGUGUAUAAAUUGUGUAUUCAUUCUUGAAUAAAUUAAGCUUUCUCAACAGAUCAGGGUACAUGUAUGUAAAGAAACAAUGCUGCCUGACCUGCUGAAUAUUUCCAGUAUAGUUAAAGAACUUUUGUAAACUUUGUCGGCACAGAUAUAUUGUAUUAUAUGCAAAAACAAAGAAUUUUAUUGUACCUGGCUACAUGUGACAAUAAAGUAUCAGUAUCAUCAGUA